Phytophthora sojae is the source of this 969-nucleotide messenger RNA. RefSeq lists its product as hypothetical. NCBI's taxonomy places the organism in Eukaryota, Oomycota, Peronosporomycetes, Peronosporales, Peronosporaceae. Gene Ontology annotation, molecular function: protein binding. Gene Ontology annotation, cellular component: nucleus. The coding region runs from base 1 to 969 and encodes 322 amino acids. The record is from RefSeq and is a predicted model, not a curated record. The transcript is spliced from 5 exons.
AUGGCGACAUCCCAGCAGCGCAGCGUGCUCUGCGACCGGCCCUUCAUCACGUACCCGACGCGCGACCGUCUGUACGGACUCUGCUGGAGACCCAACGUCAGCUUGCUGCGCAUCGCGGCGUCCACGUUCAUCCCGGGCGAAUACGCCAACAAGAUCGAGAUCUUCCGCCCCACGUCCAACCAGACCGAGGUGGUCUCUGCGCUGGAGAUCGACCACCCGUACCCGCCUACCAAGAUCAUGUGGUCUCCGGCCUCGCUCGGCUCGCGCGUGGAGCUGCUGGCCACCACCGCCGACUUCCUGCGGCUCUGGAAGAUAUCGGACUCAUCUAUCGAGUUGCACUCGAGGUUCACUGAGAAAAAGAAUAACAAUGACGCCUGUGCGCCACUCACGAGCUUCGACUGGAACGAGAUGGAGCCCAACAUCAUCGGGACGUCCAGUACCGGCACCACCUGCACCAUCUGGGACAUCAACUUGCCAACGUCGCCUAAGCACCAAAUCGUAGCGCACGAUACAGAAGUGUACGACAUUGCGUUCUCCAGCAAUGAGCCGAAUAGGUUUGCCUCCGUAGGCGGGGACGGGUCGCUGCGGUUGUUUGACUUGAGGUUAGCGUGGAACAAGCGAGACGACCGCUUCAUUGCAACUUUCGCUGACGAUAGUACCAAGAUUUCCGUGAUUGACCUCCGGCGCCCCAUUUACCCCAUGGCGGUGCUGGACAAGCACAAGGCCGGUGUGAACUCGAUGUCGUGGUCACCUCAUUCGCGGUACGACCUCUGCAGUGCUGGCGAAGACAACACUGCGAUUGUGUAUGAUAUCUGCGCUCAGAUGACGAGGUCUGGGGAGAAUGUGGAGGGGAGCAGCUACACCCUGUUGAAGUCGGAUGAACCGAUUAACCAAAUCCGGUGGUCACCAACUGAGCCGAACUGCAUCGCAAUGUGCGACGAGAAGGCUUUGCAUGUCGUCCAGAUGUAG